Dendronephthya gigantea is the source of this 14148-nucleotide messenger RNA. Its product is annotated as cytoplasmic dynein 2 heavy chain 1-like. Gene Ontology annotation, biological process: microtubule-based movement. Gene Ontology annotation, cellular component: dynein complex. NCBI's taxonomy places the organism in Eukaryota, Metazoa, Cnidaria, Anthozoa, Malacalcyonacea, Nephtheidae. The record is from RefSeq and is a predicted model, not a curated record. The transcript is spliced from 74 exons. Gene Ontology annotation, molecular function: minus-end-directed microtubule motor activity; dynein light intermediate chain binding; ATP binding. Bases 157 to 13113 code for a protein of 4318 amino acids.
GCAACAUAAUAUUUGAGGCAAGUUUGAAAAUAAUUUGGUUUUUUAAGGACAAAACAUCGAAAUCCUGGCUAUUUAUGAUGAUUUUUAAAUCCUCUCACCUCACGAAACAGCAGUAUUUUGAUAGUUCGUGAGUAAGGGAAAAAUUAUACGGCAAAUAUGCCUUCAAGUUCGUCACUUAGUGAUACAAGAAAGACCUUCGUUUUAACAACAACAGCAAACCAUUAUGGCUUGCCGUCUUCUGACGAGGCUUUUAAAGACCUACAUGACCGAAAGGAGCUAAACACUUUCCUUGAUGAUGGAAACUGCCCAAUCUUAGUUGCUAGAUGUGAUGCCAAGCAGAAGAAAAUUAACCUAAGUAAUAAUAUCGAUUCAACUACAACUACCGACAAACUAUUGUUAUUUUUCAAACUUCAACCUGCUGUUGUUACGCCGGAAAACUUGCAUGAGAAUGUGUUCGUAUCAUCCAUGCUAGAUUCUCCAAUCGAUACAUUUUAUCAUUCUGUGCAAAAAGUAUAUGCCCCUCUAUUGUUGAAAGAUGACAAUUGGAGUCAAAAAUUCGAUCCAAAGUUACAGACCUUACUAAGUGAACUUGAAACAGGUCUUGCUGCAGUUGUUCGCAAGCAGCAAUACUCUCAGACUGAGAAGAAAUCAUUGGAAAGUGAAGAAAAUGUUGGGGGGAUCUUGACACCUGAAGAUGAGUUUCAAUAUUGGUCAGAUGCAGCUGUGUCUGGUUACGAUUUGAGCGAGAGAGAAAGAGCUACAUACUUCCAAGAAAUAUUCCAAAAAGGUAAUGUCAGUCGUUCAUUCAGUAACUUGGAUAGCUUAGAACUUGAUGAUGUUUUGGAGUUGCUUGAAACAACUCAAGAUAUUUUGGAUGAACUAUGGAAACAGGAUGAACAUAAGCCAUAUUUGGAAGUCAGAAUGAGACAUAUUCUUGAGGUUAUGGCUGGAUCGUUAGCACGCUAUGUGCAAAGAAAACUGAGUUUGCUUGACAUUUGGUCUGGUUCAUUUGUCACGACUCGCGAUGAACUCCGCAAAGGAAUAUCUGUAUGUGAGCAUUGGGCGACUGUGUGUGAUACUUUAACAUCUCAUUUCUGGAAACGAUUUCCAUUGCAUCCUUGGGAAGGUGACAAGUUUACUCCGACUAUUGUUGUUCAGUUGACUGCAAGGCUCGAGGAGGUGGUGACAUUGCGAACUGUUCACGAACAACUUACACAUUUACUAAGUGUAGCCGAGUGUCAACAACUGAAAACAUCAGAGGCAUUUCUUCCAUUCUCUGGUCUUAAUCCACUCCAUCAUAACCCAUAUACAGAACCUUUAUGGCGAGCCGCAGUCGCACAGUAUGAGAAGGCUAUGAUGCCUGCCGAACAAAAGAUUGCUGGCAAAUUGAGAGAUCAGUUUCGCCAACUUUCCGGUCACUCCCACCAGCUGUUGCGAGAAUUUCUACGUUACAAAGAACUGGUGAAAAGAUCAAGUAUUAAAAAGGAACUUGCACCGGAAAGGGAAACACUUCUUGGUCAAUUAACAGUGCACAUAAAGAGUAUCCAGGAAGACUUUUCAUCAAAAAGUGGAGGGUAUUCUGGAGGAAGUUCUGAGGUACCCAAGGGGAAGAAUCUACCAGAUGUUGUUAAUAGUAUUGUUUGGGUCAACCAGCUCCAAUCUAAGGUAACUGAAACGCUGAAGACGGCAGAGCAGCUUUUAGGUGAUUUAUCUGGUUUCCAGGCUUUUACGAAACAAGCCUCUGACCUACAUGACGAAUUAAAGUUAUAUCAAAGAGAACAGUUUGAGUCGUGGUCCCACGAUAUACAAACUUCAAUUGCGAACCCUAACAAUUCUUUGAGUUUACAAACAAAUGGUCGACUGAUGGAGUUAAGUCAUGCCGAUGGCAAGCUAAAAGUUCAUUACAGCGAACGUCUGGUGACAUUAAUACGUGAGGUUCGCCAGCUUGCUGCACUUGGUUUUAACAUACCUGGCAAAAUACAGUCGACUGCGGACGUGGCAAACAAGUUUUAUAGACAUGGUGUCAUUUUGAAACAGGUGGCUCAUUUUUAUAACACCAUCGAUCAACAAAUGAUCCCCAGUCAACAAGCCAUGAUGUUGGAUUCUGCUCUUGCGUUUGAGAAGCUUGUGAAAAAUCCCAAGUCAAAUUCCCGCAGCAGUGACAAAAAGACACAAGUCACGUGGGACAAUCCGACCGAACUAGAAAACUAUAUCAACAAGUUGCAGAAGGCCGCUGAUCGUUUAACAACUGAGAAUAGAAGGCUGAGAAAAUGUCAUCAAGUUAUUGGGGAAAAGGUUAUCCACUUGAUGAGCGUGGACUUGUUGAGACAACAAUCACGAUGGAAGGAAGGUUUACUGGAAAUCAGGCAGAUUAUUGCAAAUCUUGUGCAACAGGGUUUUAAAGCUGAGAACAUGAAGCCGUGGAAGAUGCAUUGGGAUCGUCAGUUGUAUAAAGCAUUGGAACAUCAAUAUCAGUUGGGAUUGGUAGCUCUUAACCAAAAUCUACCAGAAAUUAAAAUCGAGCUGAUAUUCAAGCAACAGAGAUUGCAAUUUCGUCCACCGUUUGAAGAAGUACGAGCUAAAUAUUACAGAGAAAUGAAAAAGUUCAUAUCAAUCCCUCUUCAUUUCCGUGGAGUGAGCGAUGACACGAGUAUAUAUCCUCCACUUAUUGAACACCAUGCUUCAGCAUUCUCGGUAGUUUACGCAAAAGCUGAAAAAUUAUUUACUCGAUUAUCAAAGAUAUUGGAUGACUUUAAGGACUGGGUUACGCUUGGCAUGGUCGACAUUGAUGCAAUGGUCGAUGAGCAUCUUCAGUCCACUAGCGACUGGGAGAAAAAUUUUAAGGCGAUCAAAGCCAAAGGAAGAGAGGCAGAGAAAUUACCCGGAUCUAUAAAAGUGGACUGCAUCACCGUUUCAACAUCGCCGGUGAAGACAACUAUUGACGAUCUCAUACAGCAGUUAUUUGAUGCAUUGCUCAACUCGCUAAGACGAAAUAUCAUUAAUCAUAAACAGACCAUUGAGAAUUUCGUCACCGAAGGAAUGGAAGCUCUAUCGACGAGACCACAAACUGUAGAAGAGAUUGGCUUAGCAAAUGCAAAACACGAGGAGUUGAGCAAACGAAUUCCUGAAAUCCACCCACUGUUUGAGAAAGCUGAAUCCCAAAACAAAUUACUGCGGUCAACGGCUGGUGAAGGAAUUGAGCAGAUUGGUCAGUUGAAAGGAAGAUGGGAUAAAUUCGAACUGAUGAUGGAAAGUCAUGAAUUGAUGAUCAAAGAACAGGUUGAAGUAAUGAAAAGCAACGUUGAAUCAAGAGUAAAUGCAUUCCAGCAAAAUCUGGAGAAGUUUGCUGCUCGAUGGCAUCAGUUGAAACCGAAAGAUAUUGAUAUGGAGGGAGACAACGAAGCAUGUAUCAACGCUGUGAAGUCUAUCAAGGAACGGAGAGCUGAGUUUAAUGAAUUAGAAGAAAGCAAAGAAAAAUUGAUUUUUGAAUGCAAACACUUCGGUGUUCCAGAACCAGAAUUCCCUUUGGCUAAUGAACUAAAGACAGAUAUCGAAGAAUACGAGUCGAAUUGGAUUCUGUUUGAACAGUUCAAUAAUGGUUUGGGCGAAUUAACCAAAGAAGACUGGAUUUCAUUCAGAGGACAUACAUAUAAAUUUGAAGAAUUUCUCAUGAUCUGGACAGACGAACUAAAGAAUCGUGAACCAACGACCAUGACAGUACGGUUGCAGAAAGAAGUGGACAAAUACAAGAUCAUCCAUCCUUUGCUGAAAUUCGUGAGAGGUGAACAGUUAUCCCCGGAUCACUGGCUCGACAUGUUUAGGUUUUUAAAAUUACCGAGAGGAACGACACUAGAGAAACUGACGUUUGGAGAUAUCAUCAAAGUUGCGGAUGAAAUCAUCGCGAAUGCCGACGCUAUCAAGGAAUUAAAUAGUCGCGCUCAAGGUGAAGUUUCUAUUCGUGAAGCUCUACGUGAGUUGGAGUUGUGGGGCGCUGGUGCUGUAUUUUCAUUGACUGCUUACAUGGAUUCUUCAGACAAGGAAAUUUCGAUUAUUAAAGAUUGGAAAGAUCUUGUUAAUCAGGUCGGCGAUAAUCAGUGUCUACUCCAGUCUCUAAAAGAUUCCCCAUAUUACAAAGGAUUCGCUGAUAAAGCUUCGUUAUGGGAGACACGUUUGGCUGAUCUUGAUGAAUAUCUUCAUAAUCUCAACCAAAUUCAAAGAAAAUGGGUUUACUUGGAACCAAUUUUUGGCCGUGGUGCCCUGCCUAAAGAACAGGGAAGAUUUAGAAGUGUCGAUAAUGAUUUCAGGUCAAUCAUGGCGGACGUUAAGGGAGACAAUCGUGUUCUGUCUCUUGUUGCAAGAUCUGGUAUCCGGAAUAUGCUGGUAAAUUUGUUGGAUCAACUUCAGCGAUGUCAGAAAUCACUAAAUGAAUUUCUGGAGGAAAAGCGAUCUCUCUUUCCAAGAUUUUAUUUCAUUGGCGAUGAUGACUUACUUGAAAUUCUUGGUCAAUCUACAAAUCCAGUAGUCAUUCAAUCUCAUCUCAAGAAGUUGUUUGCGGGUAUACACAACGUUGAGUUUGACGACGGAUGCAAGAAUAUCAUUGCAAUGAAGUCUUUGAAAGGAGAAGUUGUGGCACUUAAACGGCCAGUUGCGGUCACCACUGAGGUUGAGGUUUGGCUAGGUAACCUCGCGAACGAGAUGAAGGAUACUUUGAAAGAGUUAUUAGUGGAGUGUUUAAACGCUGGUAAAAAGGGUUCAAAAACUGGCGUUGAUCCUUCCAUGUAUCCAUCACAGAUUUUAUGCCUUGCGGAACAAAUUCAAUUCACCGAAAGAUGCGAAGCGGCAAUUCGCAGUAAAAGUUUGCAAGAAUUCUCAAUCGAGAUGGAAUCUCAGUUAGAUUCGUACGCCAAUACAGAUAUUUCAAAUGGCGCUGGAGAUGCCGCCAGCGCUGUGUUGGAACUCAAAUGUAAAGCAUUGAUUUUGGACACAAUUCAUGCAAUUGAUGUGGUUCAAAGUCUAAUCCAAAAUAACGUUAAGUCCUCUGAAGAAUGGUUGUGGCAAAAACAACUUCGGUUCUACAUUGAAAAAGGUCAGUGCAAGAUCCGCAUGGUGGACGCAGAAUUUGACUACACUUACGAAUACCAAGGCAAUGCUGCCAAGUUAGUACACACUCCUUUGACAGACAAGUGUUACCUAACAUUGACUCAAGGUAUGCAUAUGGGACUGGGUGGAAAUCCAUACGGACCUGCUGGUACUGGUAAAACUGAGUCAGUGAAAGCCCUUGGUGGAUUGUUUGGAAGACAAGUGCUGGUAUUUAACUGUGACGAGGGAAUCGAUGUGAAAUCAAUGGGUCGUAUAUUUAUUGGCUUGGUAAAAUGUGGAGCUUGGGGUUGUUUUGACGAGUUUAAUCGUCUUGAAGAAGCAGUUUUAUCUGCGGUCUCAAUGCAAAUCCAGACAAUCCAGGCUGCUGUCAAAAGACGAGAAUCUCACACAGAGUUAUUGGGAAGACAGGUUGAUCUUGAUCCAAACUCUGGGAUAUUCAUCACACUAAAUCCAGCGGGAAAAGGUUAUGGUGGUCGUCAGAAAUUGCCAGAUAAUCUGAAACAACUCUUCCGCCCUGUGGCUAUGACAAAACCUGAUAUUGAUCUCAUCGCCGAAGUUAUCAUGUUUUCCGAAGGCUUUAAGGAAGCCAAGAGUCUUGGCAGGAAACUUGUGUCAGUUUUCAACUUGUCUCGGGAACUUUUAUCAUCGCAACAGCACUAUGACUGGGGUUUAAGAGCCAUGAAAGCUGUCCUGCCAUGCUGUGGAAGUCUUUUACAGGCUUUGAAGCAGUCCGGAAGCCAAGUGGAUACCAAAGUGGAAGCAAAAGUUGUUGUGCAAGCGUUGCGACUUAAUACUUUAUCAAAGUUGACGUUUGCUGAUUUGAAAAGAUUUGAUGGUCUUGUGCGAGAUACUUUUCCCAAUGUCGAGUUUCAAGAUGUGGAUUAUGAGAAGUUGGCUGAUGCUGUCAGAGAGUCUGCUCAGGAACUUAAUCUUGUUGUCAUGCCAACACAGAUCAAGAAGACACUCGAGCUUUACGAGCAACUUCGUCAGCGCAUGGGCGUGGUCGUUGUCGGACCGUCAGGUUCUGGAAAGACAAUACUGUGGAAACUUCUCCGUACCGCACUUGGUAAACUCGAUCAAGUUGUUAAACAAUAUACUAUGAAUCCGAAAGCAAUGCCUAGAACCCAGUUGCUUGGUCAAAUCGAUAUGGACACACGCGAGUGGACGGAUGGAGUACUAACUUAUGCUGCUCGUCAAGUCGUGAAAGAACCUAAAGAAAUUCAUUCGUGGAUCAUCUGUGAUGGUGACAUUGACCCGGAGUGGAUUGAGUCUCUUAAUUCUGUCCUUGAUGAUAACCGUUUACUAACCAUGCCAUCUGGAGAGCGUAUUCAAUUUGGUCCUAAUGUUAAUUUCUUAUUUGAAUCCCACGAUCUGAGCUGUGCUUCUCCUGCUACCAUUACAAGGAUGGGAAUGAUAUUCUUAAGUGACGAAGAUAUCGAUGUGAAAGCGUUGGUAAAAUCAUGGUUACACGAUCAGUCUGAGGAGCAACGUCAUAUUGAAGGAUGGAUUGAAGACUAUUUCUACAAAGCUUUGGAUUGGGUUCUGAAGCGUAACGAUUUUGUAGUUGAAACGACUCUUGUAGGAGUUGUUAUGAACGGCUUAUCACAUAUGAAAAACAUUAAAACGAAACUGGAGUUUGUCUGUGCCUUGCUGAGAGGCUUGGGCUCGAACCUGAAUUCGGCGGCAAAAAAUGACUUGGCUAAAGAGAUUUUCCAUUGGUCUCAUGAAAUACCCCCAGAUCAAAAACGGCCACUGGAUUCGUAUUACGACAGCAAAAUUGAUCGGCUUUGCUCGUACCAGUUAGAAGUUCCCGAUUCCCUCACUGCAGAGGAUCUUGUUAAUACCUCGGGCUACCUACCUGUUAUCAAGACAGGUGACAUCAAGCGGCAAUUAGAUUUCUUUAAUCCUUGGUUACAGCCCAACAAUAGACAACCGUUCAUUCUUGUUGGACCGGAAGGGUGUGGCAAAGAGUUGCUUCUUCGUCAUUGCUUUGAGAGUUUGCGUUCAACUCAAAUAGCGAUGGUGCACUGCAGUGCCCAAACCUCUCCGGUUCACGUUCUACAGAAACUGCAACAAACAUGCAUGGUGAUUAGCUCGAAUACUGGUAGAGUUUACAGACCGAAGGAUUGUGAGCGGCUGAUUUUGUAUCUGAAGGAUAUUAACCUGCCGAAACCUGACAAGUGGGGAACAAGUCAACUGAUUGCGUUCAUGCAACAGGUGCUUACCUACAAGGGUUUCUACGACACGAACCUGGAAUGGGUUGGUCUAGAAGGUGUUCAAAUAGUAGCUUCGAUGACUGCUGGGAGUGGACUUGGACGCCAUAAGUUAACCAGUCGAUUUACGUCCGUCGUACGAAUUUGUGCUAUUGAUUAUGCAGACAACGAACAGCUUCAAGCUAUAUACAGUGCUUAUUUACGACCUGUGCUUCACCAUAGCUUGUCUUCACAUCCUGUUUGGGGCGCUGUAAGAAAUAUUCAAACACUAGCUCAUACUAUGAUCACGGUCUAUGAACAGAUACGUUCCAAGUUCACCGUUGACGACCGUUCUCAUUAUCUGUUUACGCCGCGGGAUCUAACAAACUGGGUGUUAGCAUUAUUCCGAUAUAUUGUUGACAGUUCUUCAAUAGGAACAACCGCAGAACAUCUUCUAGAGAUAUGUGCUUAUGAAGCAAGACGUUUGUUUAGAGAUCGUAUGGUUGGGGAACAUGCUGAGAAAUGUGAUAACAUCAUUAAGUCUGUAAUACGUUCUGAUUGGUCAGUUCAUCUGGAUAACCUGGAUACUUCGUAUUACGUUACAUGGGGUGGCUCUGCAAAAGCAGUUGCUGCCGAGCAGACAGAAGCUACGGCUAGUACCAGUUCUACAAGUCUUCAUGCGUUCGGACGUCCUUUGGGACGUUUAGAUCCAACCGAUUUGAAACAAGUUCUUGCUAAAGGAAUGAUAACAUACGGUCGUGAAAACAAGGAGUUGGAGGUUUUGAUAUUCAGAGAGGUUUUGGAAAAUAUUGCUGUUGUUGAUCGUGUGAUAACCAAACCUGGUGGUUCGUUAUUAAUGGCUGGUCGUAGUGGCGUGGGUCGAAGGACUGCAGUAUCACUGGUAGCGCACAUGCACAGCAUUGAACUCUUUACACCCAAGAUAUCACGUGGAUACCAGUUGAAACACUUUAAAAAUGACCUUAAGACGGUAAUGCAACUGACUGGUAUAGAAGGAGAACAAGCUGUGUUGCUUUUGGAAGAUCAUCAGUUCCUCGAACCAUCAUUUCUAGAACUUAUCAACAGUCUUUUAAGUGCAGGAGAGAUCCCAGGUUUGUAUACUCCUGAAGAAUUGGAACCUCUACUCACCCCACUGAGAGAUCAAGCUUCUCAAGAUGGCUUCCGUGGAACGCUUUUUUCGUAUUUUGCCUCGCGUGUUAGCAAGAAUCUUCAUGUCGUAUUAAGUAUGGAUUAUUCUUCUCCAACAUUCACUGCAAACUGUGAAUCUAACCCGAGUUUUUUCAAGAGUUGUACGUUCGUUUGGCUGGACGGCUGGAGCCGUGAGAGUAUGAUGAAAGUGCCAGUUAUGUUUUUAAGUGAAGAGGAAAUGCAUGUUUCCCAGAAAGCAAAGAAAAGUUCUGGAAAUGAAGAUGGAAUUUCUAAGGGUUUCUUACAAAUCCAUGAAUCAUGUGUUAAUCGCGGAGCUACGCCAAGGAAAUUUAUGACCUACUUAAAAACGUACAAAUUUAUAUUUUCUGGAAAGAAACAGGGCAUUGUCACCAAGCAGCAACAUUUACAGGCUGGAGUUUCCAAACUAACUGAAGCAAAGGAUUUGGUUCACAGUUUGAAACAGAAAGCCGCUCAACAGAGUACUGAAUUGGCAGAAAAACAGGCUGAAGCUGAUGCAGCAUUACAAGAUAUUACAGCCAGCAUGCAGCGAGCAAGUGAAUCGAAAAGUGAGAUGGAAGUGUUGAAGCAAAAGCAAGGUGAAGAAGCGGUGAAGUUGGAAAAACGUAAAAAAGCGAUCGAUAUUGAAUUGUCUGACAUCGAACCUCUUAUCCGGGAGGCCAAAGACGCUGUUGGGAAUAUCAAACCGGACUCUUUAUCGGAAAUACGAUCACUGAGAAUGCCUCCUGAUGUUAUUCGCGAUAUUCUCGAGGCUGUCUUGCGUCUUAUGGGAAUAUUUGAUACCUCUUGGGUCAGUAUGAAGAGUUUUCUUGCUAAGAGAGGUGUGAAAGAUGAAAUUUGUUCUUUUGAUGCUCGAAAGAUCACUCCCGAAAUAAGGGCUAGUGUUCAAGAACUAUUGGAUAAAAACGCAAAUUCAUUCGACGCAAAGAUGGCUAAACGUGCCAGCACUGCAGCCGCUCCCCUGGCAUCAUGGGUAAAGGCAAAUGUGAAAUAUUCUGAAGUUUUAGAGAAGAUUGAACCAUUGGAACAAGAGCAAGAAAAAUUGCAAAGGAACCUUCAGAAAUCUCAAAAUCGCAUGGAAAAAUUAAAGAAGGCUUUAGACGAGGUUGACCAGCAGGUAGCUGGUAUGAGGAAAAGGUUUGAGCAACGUACUCAGGAAGCAACGCAACUUAAAAUUGAGUUGGAUAAAGCACAAGAAACUAUCACAGCUGCUGAGACACUCGUUGGUAAACUGGAGGGAGAAUUUAAGAGAUGGACAGGCCAGGUUCAAGAGCUAGCAGCUGAGCUGGAUCAGUUACCCAAGAGAGCGCAGGUUGCUGCAGGUUUCAUCACUUAUUUAAGUGACGCACCUGAAGAUGUCCGGAAAACAUUGAUGACGGAGUGGUGCGAGAACGUCGGCUUGCAAGGAUUUGAUUUCAGAAGAUUUGUCAGCAGUGAAAGUGAACAGCUUAUCUGGAAGUCAGAGGGCCUACCUUCAGAUGACUUAUCCAUGGAGAAUGCAAUGGUUAUUUUAAAGAGUCAAAUGACACCAUUUUUGAUCGAUCCAUCCUCCAGAGCAACUGCUUGGUUAAAAAACCACCUGAAAGAACAACGUUUAGAAGUCGUUAAUCAACAGGACGCUAACUUUUCAACAACAUUAGAACUGGCUGUCCGUUUUGGUAAAACAUUAAUAAUUCAAGAGAUGGAUAGUGUUGAACCAAUUCUUUAUCCAAUCAUAAGAGGUGAUUUAAUCAGUCAAGGUCCGCGAUAUGUCGUGCAGGUUGGAGAAAAAAUAAUAGAUUAUAACGAAGAUUUCAAGUUGUUUAUGACGACACGUAAUCCAAACUUGGAACUACCUCCUGAUGCAGCUUCUAUCAUUGCGGAGGUGAACUUCACAACAACACGAGCUGGUCUGACGGGUCAGUUGUUAGCUAUGACGAUUCAACAUGAGAAACCAGAGCUGGAGGUGAAAAAGACAGAACUUUUGAAGAAAGAGGAAGACUUGAAAGUUCAAUUGGCAGAACUGGAAGAGUCUUUACUUGAGACUCUAGCGAAGGCAGAAGGCAAUAUUCUUGAAAACAAAGCAUUACUGGAUUCAUUGAACAAAACAAAAGCAAGCAGCACAACCAUUACAGAAUCUCUUAAUGAUGCACAUACCAUUCAGACCACGCUCGACAAGGAAAGAGACGCAUUCCUUCCUCUGGCCGAAAACGGCAGUACAUUAUUCUUUGUCAUCAGUGAUUUGACCAAAGUCAAUAACAUGUAUCAAUUCAGUCUGGGUGCAUUUUUGAGGACUUUUCAACGUUCUCUGGAAUUACCUGAUGAUUCGUGUACAACAGAUUCUCGCAUAAAAACAUUGAUGGGUUCAUUGCAGUCAUUGUUAUAUGACUAUGUUUGUAGAUCUUUGUUCAAGGCUGAUAGGUUGAUGUUUGCUUUGCACAUGGUCCAUGGUAUGAGACCAGAUGCUUUUAAGGAAAACGAAUGGGAAUUCUUUACUGGACUCCUUGUAGCAGAUGUUUUUAAACGACAGGAUUCCAGCAGGAGUUUGACUGAUACAUUACCAUCCUGGAUUGAUCCCGAUAGAUUCUCCGCUGUUGGAGCUUUGAAGAGUGUGUUUGGUAAUUUGUUUGGACAACUGGACUUCAAUAACUCAGAUCAGUGGUCAGCGUUCUCACGUAGUUCUCAAUGUGAACAAGAAUUUCCACCAUCAAUUGCAAAAAAGAUCACUCUGUUUCAACAACUCUUGACAGUGCAAGCUCUACGACCAGAUAGAUUGCAAAGUGCUAUGAUUCAAUUUGCUUCCAAAGCCCUAGGAUUUAAGGAGCUUUCUCCGCCAGCAGUCAAUCUUAAAAAGUUGUUGAAGGAGACGGUUUGUCGUGAACCAAUACUGAUUGUGAUAUCACCUGGUGCUGAUCCAUCUCAGGAAUUACAAGACAUGGCGGCGGAGGUGAUUGGUUUAGAGAAAUUCCACCAGGUUGCUAUGGGCCAGGGACAGGCUGAUAUUGCCAUGCAGUUGUUGCAUGAUUGUGCAAGAAAUGGGGAAUGGUUGUGCUUGAAGAAUUUGCAUUUAGUAAAUGCAUGGCUUCCGACAUUGGAGAAGGAAUUGAAUUCGCUGAAUCCUCAUGAAAAUUUCCGUUUGUGGCUUACAGCCGAAAGUCAUCCUAAAUUUCCUACCAUUUUGCUUCAGACCAGUCUUAAAGUGACGUACGAGUCACCGCCAGGAAUAAAGAAGAAUUUACAAAGAACUUACGAAUCAUGGACGCCUGAAUUCAUUAAACGCGGAGAAUCGUCUGUUCGUGCCCAGGCUCUUUUUGUAUUAGCUUGGUUCCAUGCGGUCGUUCAAGAGAGAAGAAAUUAUAUUCCUCAGGGCUGGACGAAGUUCUACGAAUUUUCACUGAGCGACCUGAGAGCCGGUGCUGAAAUUAUCGAUCGGUUAUGCCUAAAUGCUGCAGGUGGAUCUGAGGUUCGCUGGAAUUUCGUGCAUGGGUUAUUCGAGAAUGCGAUAUAUGGUGGUCGUGUUGAUAAUACAUAUGAUCUCAAUGUGCUGAAGUCUUAUUUACAACAAUAUUUUGAACCCAAUGUCGUUACUGGUGGUCAGUCAUCUCGUGGUCGAGGAAAACGGGUGAUACCUAAUGUUUCCUUGCCAACAUCCUGUCACUUGGAGGACUACAAAGGAACGGUGAAUUCCCUUCCUGAAACAGACAAGCCUUCAUUUUUUGGUUUACCGGCAAAUAUUGACAGAUCUGCACAGAGAAUUGUCAGUUCACAGGUGAUAUCGCAGCUUAAAGUUCUCAUGCGCUCAACUGUGGCUGCUAAUAAGUUUGAUCGUGAAAAAUGGAGUGUUGAAUUAUCGCCAUUCUUGAACUUAUGGAAGAAGCUGAACCAGGGCUCUCAACUGAUCCAAAUGAAACUUGCCCCACCAUCAGAUAAAGGAGAGUCACCUGUCACCUCAUUUGUUCAACUGGAGCGUUAUAAUGCUAUUCGGUUGGUCCAACAUGUUCAUGGCUCAUUGGCAGCUCUUAGUAAAGUUAUUAAAGGAACCACUCUUCUCACUGCUGAAACUCAAAACCUCGCCACCUCACUAAUGAAACAAGAGGUUCCGGAUACUUGGUGUAAGAGCUGGGAAGGGCCAGGUGAUCCAAUUCAGUGGUUGCGAUCACUGGUUGCCAAAACACUUGCCUUGGGAUCAUGGGUUGAGAAAUGUGAGAAAAAAGCAUUACUAAGAGAUACGAUUGACCUCUCCGAACUAUUCCAUCCUGAUACAUUUUUAAAUGCUCUGCGUCAACAGACUGCAAGAGCCAUGAAAUGCUCCAUGGAUGAAUUGAAGUUUGCGGCAACAUGGAAAAGUUCGGGAAUCCAAGGAGCCAAAUUCUCUAUAAAGGUUGGGGGGUUGCAGUUAGAAGGCUGUACUUUUGAUGGCACAAUACUAGUAGAAAAUCAACGUGAUUCAUCGACUGUUUCAGCAGUACCACCUUGUACUAUUGCUUGGAUUAUGAAGAAUCAGCCGGAUGCAUACAACAGUAAUGAAUGUCUUACCCUUCCUGUUUAUUAUACUAUGGACCGUGAGAGAUUGAUGACAAGCAUGAACGUGCCGUUUGGAGGAGAGAGAAGUCAGUGGAUUCAAUGCGGAGCUGCUCUUUUUCUCAAAAACCAAUAAUUCCACGCUUUAAUUAUGGUUGUUAUUUUGAUCCAAAUGUUGUCUGUCAUGUUGCAUGUAAACAUGAUCUUCUAAUUUUAGAAGUCAGGUGCAAAACAAAACAACUUCCAGCAUGCUACAAGGUCACUGAAGCGACAUAAUUGUCGAGAAUUAAACACGUAAUCGCAUUUCAGCCGUACCGAGCGUUUAUAUACAUGAAUAUAAAUCAGAAUUUAUGAUGUCGUUAUUUGUCACUUUGUUCAUUUUAAGCAUAAUCACCUCCUUUUGAGAAUUUAAUUCACCAUAUAUAUAUAUAUGAAUUGUGACCAUUUGAAACUUUUUUGGACUUGCCCAUAGAGUUUAACUAAUUUAUCGAUAUGCAAGGUAUUUAUAAGUAACGUGUACAAAUUUAAAUUAUUAAAAUCCCUAGUUGUAUUGUGGUACUGAUCUGCUUUACAUAUAUCAAAUUCAGCCAAGGUUAUAUUGACCAGAAAACAUAGUAGGUUGGAGGAACACUGAUGUAACAUCGUUCAAAAACAAGUUGUCAACAACUUAUUGUGAUCGUGCAUGAAUAUAUUUUUCAUAUGUGGUAAGCCACGGACGCUAUUAGAAAUGUUCUGCCGCGAAUAGCAAAGGACAAUUGCGCAUGCGCUGUGUUCACCUUGGACAUGCGUGCGUCAUUAGGUAACUAUAAAUCCAAACAAAAGUACGGAUAUCAAUAAGCACCGUGUUAAAUUGAGUUACGGUUCAAUGUUGGAUUUUAUUUUGCUAAUGAUGCCGGAUAAAUAUAUUACAAUUAAAAUGAUUUUACUGCUCGUAUUAAUUGUGAGACGCAACAGGCAAAGUAAAUAUGACGCGUUGGAGUAAUUGGUGGGAUCAAAACAAUUUUCUAUUUUUACCAGUUUUAAUGUAGAGGCUGCUCAAUGUCCGCAAAUGCGUGCGACAUGCGUCGUGGUGUGGGUCAAUUUGAGUUGUUUUCUAAUAGUGUUUUACGACUAGUACGCCCACUGCAUUUCUCGUUCUCCCAAAUUCCCACGCGUGUUUCUAUAACUGUAU